CAGCAGAAGCCACGGCCGGAGCCCGGCACCGGCGCGGGUGAGUCAGGUAUAGGCGCGGGCGGCGCAGCCCCAGGCGCCAGAGCUGCGCUCACGGCAGGAAGGACCGUCCCCGAGGGAGCCAGGGACCGAGGCUUCCGAACAGGCGAGAUUCGAGCCUGUCCCAGCACGGUCCGAAGUCCGCGCUAUGGGAGAAGAGAAAUACUUGCCUGAGCUGAUGGCAGAGAAGGAUAGCCUGGAUCCAUCUUUUGUGCACGCGUCGCGCCUCCUGGCUGAAGAAAUUGAGAAAUUUCAAGGUUCAGAUGGAAAAAAGGAAGACGAGGAAAAGAAAUAUCUCGAUGUCAUCAGCAACAAAAACAUAAAGCUUUCCGAAAGAGUAUUGAUUCCUGUUAAACAAUACCCAAAGUUCAAUUUUGUGGGGAAAUUGCUUGGACCAAGAGGAAACUCCCUGAAGAGGCUACAGGAAGAAACGGGCGCUAAAAUGUCUAUCCUGGGAAAAGGAUCGAUGCGAGAUAAAGCAAAGGAAGAAGAGCUGAGGAAGAGCGGGGAGGCCAAGUAUGCCCACCUGAGUGACGAACUGCAUGUAUUAAUUGAAGUGUUUGCUCCACCCGGGGAAGCUUAUUCACGGAUGAGUCAUGCCUUGGAAGAGAUUAAAAAAUUCCUUGUUCCUGACUACAAUGAUGAAAUUCGUCAAGAACAGCUCCGGGAGUUGUCUUACUUAAAUGGCUCAGAGGAGUCUGGCCGGGGCCGGGGUAUUAGAGGCAGAGGCAUCAGAAUAACUCCCACAGCUCCUUCAAGGGGACGUGGGGGUGCUGUUCCACCACCACCACCACCUGGACGAGGUGUUCUUAUCCCUCGGGGGACCACUGUGACCCGUGGAGCUCUUCCAGUGCUCCCAAUAGCAAGAGGUGUCCCUACCCCUCGAGCCCGGGGGACGGCAGCCAUACCAGGAUACAGAGCACCCCCGCCUCCAGCUCAUGAGGCUUAUGAAGAAUAUGGGUAUGAUGAUGGCUAUGGGGGUGACUAUGAUGACCAGACCUAUGAGGCUUAUGAUAAUAGCUAUGUGACCCCAACACAAAGUGUGCCUGAAUACUAUGACUAUGGUCAUGGAGUAAGUGAGGAUGCCUAUGACAGCUACGCACCAGAAGAAUGGGCCACAGCUCGCUCCAGCCUGAAGGCACCGCCACCAAGGUCAGCCAGAGGGGGACACAGGGAACACCCCUAUGGUAGAUAUUGAAGGUCCUCUUCACCUGUGACCUCCUCAAAGACAAUUCAUAGCCUGUGGUCUCCACAGAAACAGCAACAAGACAAGUAAUAGUCCUUUUUUGUUUGUUUGUUUUUCUAUUCUAGGGAUAACUGCUCAUAAUUACUUCCACCUAUUUCUUGUAUUCCCUCUUAUACUGUUGAUGUGACAUUGACACUAGCAUUAUUUUAUAAAACAGACUGACAAAUAAAAGACCAUUGGCAAGCAUAGUUUAUAAACCACUCAUUAGAUUGAUAUUCUCUUG
Molecule: messenger RNA, 1505 nt
Organism: Acomys russatus (golden spiny mouse)
Lineage: Eukaryota; Metazoa; Chordata; Mammalia; Rodentia; Muridae
Gene: Khdrbs2
Product: KH RNA binding domain containing, signal transduction associated 2
Exons: 9
Coding region: 185-1234 (349 amino acids)
Biological process (GO): regulation of alternative mRNA splicing, via spliceosome
Cellular component (GO): nucleus
Molecular function (GO): poly(A) binding; mRNA binding
Source: RefSeq, a predicted model, not a curated record